Messenger RNA from Hipposideros armiger (great roundleaf bat), 3459 nucleotides. RefSeq names its product 5'-nucleotidase ecto (gene NT5E). Gene Ontology annotation, molecular function: nucleotide binding; 5'-nucleotidase activity; metal ion binding. The coding region runs from base 528 to 2252 and encodes 574 amino acids. Gene Ontology annotation, cellular component: plasma membrane. Gene Ontology annotation, biological process: AMP catabolic process. NCBI's taxonomy places the organism in Eukaryota, Metazoa, Chordata, Mammalia, Chiroptera, Hipposideridae. The record is from RefSeq and is a predicted model, not a curated record. The transcript is spliced from 9 exons.
CCAUCUUUCUUUCCACCUCCUUUCUUCACCCUCUUGCGCUCUUUCCAGUGGUGAGCUCGCACUACCACAAGUCCGGCACAAACCAUGGAUUUCUCUUUAGAAAAAUUCUCGCCUUAAAAGAGGCAAGAAUCAGCGAGGAUUUUGACGCGGAGUGGCUCCUCCUACUCGUCCCUCGCACCCGGGAAAGAGCAGCCCACCAGCAGUGGGAUUGCCGGUGUCCAGGCUCUCUGGUCCGGUCUGGACUGUGGCCGGUGCCCGCUCCCCUCUGGGAACAACCUCCCCACUGUUCCUGCAGGAAUCGGUGCCAGCCGCCAGCCACGCCCGUUGCACCCGGUGCCAGGGUCGGAUAGGGUGACCCGCAGGCGUGUGCCUGGCCGUGAGGCUGGCCUCCGGCCUGAAAGAGGGCCCGCCCCGGGCCCCGCCCCGCCCACCAGGGCGCCCAACUCCUGCGUUCUCCUGCACUCACUGCUUCUCGCAGCCGCCUGCCGGACUUGCCUGCACCCUUCGCCACUUUACGCGCCGCAGCCAUGUGUUCUCGAGCCGCCCUGGCACGGGUGCUGCGACUUAUCGCUCUGGGCACGCUGCUGUGGCCCGUGGCCGACUCCUGGGAACUCACCAUCCUGCACACCAACGACGUGCACAGCCGGCUGGAGCAGACCAGUGAGGACUCCAGCAAGUGCAUGAAUGCCAAACACUGUGUCGGCGGCGUGGCCCGGCUCUUUACCAAAGUGCAGCAGAUCCGCCGCAGCGAGCCUCACGUGCUGCUGCUUGACGCUGGCGACCAGUACCAGGGCACCAUUUGGUUCACUGUGUACAAAGGCGCUGAGGUGGCGCACUUCAUGAACGCCCUGCGCUACGAUGCCAUGGCCCUGGGAAAUCAUGAAUUUGAUAAUGGUCCAGAAGGUCUGAUUGAUCCACUCCUCAAAGAGGCCAACUUUCCAAUUCUGAGUGCAAACAUUAAAGCAAAGGAGCCGCUAGCAUCUCAAAUGUCAGGACUUUAUUUGCCGUAUAAAAUUCUUAAUGUUGGUAGUGAAGUUGUGGGAAUUGUUGGAUAUACUUCAAAAGAAACCCCUGUUCUCUCAAAGCCAGGAACAAAUUUAAUGUUUGAAGAGGAAAUCCCUGCAUUGCAACUUGAAGUAGAUAAGCUAAAGACUCUAAGUGUGAACAAAAUCAUUGCACUGGGACACUCUGGUUUUGAAAUGGAUAAACUCAUUGCUCAGAAAGUGAAGGGCGUGGACGUCGUGGUGGGAGGACACUCCAACACGUUUCUUUACACAGGCAACCCACCUUCCAAAGAGGUGCCCGCUGGGAAGUACCCAUUCAUAGUCACUUCCGAUGAUGGACGGAAGGUUCCUGUGGUCCAGGCCUAUGCGUAUGGCAAAUACCUAGGCUAUUUGAAGGUCGAGUUUGAUGAAAAAGGCAAUGUCAUCACUUCACAUGGAAAUCCCAUUUUUCUCAACAGCAGCAUUCCUGAAGAUCCAGUUAUAAAAGCAGACAUUAACAAAUGGCGAGAAAAAUUAGAUAAUUAUUCUUCCCAGGAAUUGGGGAAAACAAUUGUCUAUCUGGAUGGCACCACUCAGUCAUGCCGCUUCAAAGAAUGCAACAUGGGCAACCUGAUUUGUGAUGCUAUGAUUAACAACAACCUUAGACACUUGGAUGACAUGUCCUGGAACCACGUGUCCAUGUGCAUUUUAAAUGGAGGUAGCCUUCGGUCACCCAUUGAUGAACGGAACAACGGCACGAUUACCUGGGAGAGCCUAGCUUCUGUGUUACCCUUUGGAGGCACCUUUGACCUGGUCCAAUUAAAAGGCUCCACCCUGAAGAAGGCCUUUGAGCACAGCGUGCACCGGUACGGCCAGGGUACUGGAGAGUUCCUGCAGGUGGGCGGAAUUCAUGUGCUGUAUGAUCUUUCCAAAACACCCGGGAAUAGAGUGGUCAAAAUAGAUGUUCUUUGCACCCAGUGUCGAGUGCCCAGUUAUGAGCCUCUCAGAAUGGAUGAGGUAUAUAAGGUGAUCCUCCCAAGCUUCCUUGCUAAUGGUGGAGAUGGAUACCAGAUAAUAAAAGACGAAGUCUUACAACAUGACUCAGGUGAUGAAGAUAUCAACGUGGUUUCUCAAUACAUUUCAAAAAUGAAAGUAAUUUAUCCUGCAGUUGAAGGUCGGAUCAUGUUUUCUGCAGGAAGUCAUUGCCAUGGAAGCUUUUCUCUAAUAUUUCUCUCAUUUUUGGCAAUUAUCAUUGUUUUAUACCAAUAGCCAAAAACUCUCCUUGCCAUUAAUGUGUGGAACUGCAUUUUUUUUCUCAAAUGAAAUUCAAGCCUGCCUUUUAGGAACUGGCUUUGUUAUGGCAUAGACCAUCCGCGCAGGCUCCGAGAAGCUGACCUUAGAGGGUCGUAAAUGAAGACACUGACAUCAUCACUCAGGAUCAACAACUUAGUGAACACACAGGAAAAGAAUUUAAAAUGGGCCCUAUGAGGGGAAGGCCAACCAUCUUUAGUUUACAUAUGCAAAUUUUAAUAAAAUUUGGUUAGUAAUUUUAAACCACAGAAAUCAUUUUUCUCCUUUACAUCCAUUCUAAUCUACCAAACAACUUAUGUUUACAUAGAACGUUAUCAUUUACAAGGGAGUUUUAAGCACAUUGUCUUAUUUGAUGCUCAUAACUUUCUUCGGUGUGCAAGACAGGUGUUGUUUUCCCAUGUGACAGAUGAGGAAACUAAAGCUCAGAAAGUGUUUACUUGUUUAAGGCCAUACAGCUAAGUUAUAGAUCUAAGACUUGGACCAAGAUCUUCUGACCUCAAGUCCAGUGCUCUUUCAGCUAUAUCCAGUUCCCGUUCAGAAUGAUACUUGAUGGUCUCCUCUCUUCAUAACUGUCAAUAGGCCCAAGCCCAUGGAGGACAAAUCUCUGUUUUCUUGGUCUGGUUUUUUUUUUCCUUUUUAGCUCCUGUUGUUGUAAUGAAUUAAAUGGACUAAACACAGGGCAGCAUUCUCUCUUGCACCAGCCAUGUGCCUUUGAUGAGUCAGAGAACAAAUGAUGCAGCAGGUAAUAGGAAAGGCCAGAGGCUACAAGUCAAAGGGUAGGAAGACAGGGAAGAGGACACCCAGGGCUGAUUUAUAUUAUAGAAGAGAAAGAGCUACAGGACACUUAGAUUUGUUAAACAGGUGCUAAGGAGUAGCAGCACAGUGCCUGACUCCUGGUAGCUGUUAAUAAUUUUAUGAGAUUCCAUCAGUUCUGCCUCUAUGCCCUGUCCUCCCUUCUUCCUAAUGUGAAGGUGUCAUGAGAAGAGAAACUUCUCAGACAAGGUGUAAUUCAAAACCUGCACCUGUCCCUCCCUAGCAUGUGCCAACACUGUGCUUAUUCUAGUCGCAACACACACACACACACACACACACACACACACACACACACACACACACACACACACACUCCCCAGUUAUGGAAAACCUAGAGGGGAGACAGGUUUUU